AUGUCCUACCAAUAUCCACCCAACCAACAAUUUCCCCCUGCGCAGGGGUACACCGGAUAUCAACAGAACGGGCCUCAGCCUAGUUACGGCCCUCCCCAACCGAAUCAACAUGGCUGGCCACCGCCAGGCCAAUACCAACCUCCGCCAGGCCCUCCCGGACACGUCGGGUCUCACAACCCAGCGUACGGCGCACAAUCCCAAUACCCACAAGCUGGCCCCGGAUACCACUCUCCUGGUGGUUAUGGACCUCCUGGGCCAGGAUAUCAUCAACCGAACCAACCGAACCUUGGAUAUAACGCCCAAGGCCCGUUCCCGCCACAACCGCACUCGCCUCAACCUCCGCAACACCCUCAGCACUUCCAACCCCCUCCGCAGGGACCUCCACAAGGUUACGGACAAAGUUAUGGCCCUCCUCCUCCGCCCGCCCCGUCGAUGCCCUCAUUGGGCUAUGCUCCGGGACAGAUAGCCACCGGCGAUUUCCGCCGUGACGCCGACACGCUUCGAAAAGCCAUGAAGGGUUUCGGAACGGAUGAGAAGACCCUCAUCCAGGUUCUGGCCAGGCUCGACCCGCUCCAGAUCGCCGCCGUCCGCGCAACAUACUCCUCACACCUCCGCCGCGACCUCUACAGCGACGUCAAAUCGGAAACAAGCAGCUAUUUCCGCCAGGGUCUCCUUGCUAUCAUCGAUGGACCGCUUAUGCACGAUACCGCAUUGGCUCGCGAGGCUGUCCAGGGCAUAGGCACUAAGGAGUGGCUUCUUAAUGAUGUUCUGUUAGGCCGAUCAAAUGCGGAUCUAAACGCUAUCAAGGUUUCCUACGAACGGACAUACCGCCGCUCUCUCGAACGCGACGUCGAAGGCGACCUCUCCUUCAAGACAAAGAACCUCUUCGCCCACGUUCUACGCGCCGCGCGCCACGAAGAAACUGCCUAUAUCGACCAACGCACUAUCGAAUCCGAAGCCCAGAACAUCCACGGCGCAACAGCCGCCCGAAUGGUCAACAACGCCGACGAAGUCUGCGCAAUCUUCGCCCGUAGCUCCAACAGGGAACUCCAAGCCCUGAACCAAGCUUUCUCCGCGCGCUACCACACCUCUCUCGAAGCCCAUCUCGAAAAGGAAUUCUCAGGACACAUGAAGGAUGCACUGCUGCAUAUGCUCCGGACAGCGUUGGAUUCUGCGAUGCGCGACGCCGUGCUCCUGGAAGAAUGCAUGAAGGGCAUGGGGACGAAGGAUGAGAAGCUUGUCGUCAGGGUUGUGCGUGUCCAUUGGGAUCGUCAGCAUGUGGCGAAUGUUAAGGGCGCGUAUCAGCAUAAGUACAAGCAGGAUCUUGUUAAGAGGGUUCGGGGUGAGACGAGUGGGGAUUAUCAGAGGCUGUUGGUUGCCAUGUUGGAGUGA
Molecule: messenger RNA, 1392 nt
Organism: Aspergillus mulundensis
Lineage: Eukaryota; Fungi; Ascomycota; Eurotiomycetes; Eurotiales; Aspergillaceae
Product: annexin
Exons: 2
Coding region: 1-1392 (463 amino acids)
Cellular component (GO): cytoplasm
Molecular function (GO): calcium ion binding; calcium-dependent phospholipid binding
Source: RefSeq, a predicted model, not a curated record